ACAAAAGUAUAAGGUUGAUCAUAGUACUCCUAGCUGCAUAAGUCUUUCCUACUUUCGUUCUCUCUCUUCAAAAUUUUCAGCUUGCUGAUCAAUUAAACGGGAUGCGUCAUACACAGAAAGUGCUAACAAGGCUGUGCCGUUCAUCCGCCGGAGGACUUAGACAGAAAUGCCGAUCCUUCAACCAACAAAACUUUAAGCCCAGCAUAACCGACGAGGCUAACAAGCGCCCCACGCACUUCCAGUCCAUGCGAGAAUUCUUUAUGCAUCCGCUAACCUGGGACCGCAAUAACGGCUAUUUCAAUGUGGUUCUGGCUUUGUCCAUCUUCGGAUUCUGCUUCUUCAACUCCUGCGCCCCGUGCGAACGCGAACAGAAGAGGGGUGGCCUUGAGGAGCGGACCACCCGCCCACAGUGAAAUCGGAGCGCUGUCCUCGAAUCUUUUCAAACUCACCCUGAUUGCAGACGCAGACUAGACCGGAAUUGGUCGAACGGCACUGGGCAUUCAUGUCGCACAAGGUCGGGUUGUUCAGGCAGUUCUGCUCCUCGAUGCACACGUAUCCAUCUCCCUUGAAACCAGCGAUGCACUGGCACUCGUAAUUGGCCGGAUCCCUAUAAAUAUAGGAGCAGAAAUGUAUUAUUA
Molecule: messenger RNA, 638 nt
Organism: Drosophila mauritiana
Lineage: Eukaryota; Metazoa; Arthropoda; Insecta; Diptera; Drosophilidae
Exons: 2
Coding region: 102-413 (103 amino acids)
Source: RefSeq, a predicted model, not a curated record